GUAAAUCGUCUAUUACAAGCAUACACAUUUCUCUGGCUCAAAUAAUAUGGACAUACUUGAUUUAGACGAUGUGAUCAAGGUAGUCUGUGAAUCAAUUUCCAAAAAUAAGCGCUUUUCAGAACUAUCUCAUUUAGAGCUUUGUGAUCUAUGGAAAGGCAUGUCUCGGUAUAUCACUGGUCAGCUUAUCAUCAAAAAGUCUACGAAUAUUCCUGGCAUUGGAGGCUUUUUUAUUAAAAAAAAUAUUGAAUCGCCUGGAUAUCAUGUCUACUUUUCUCCAUCACGAUCAUGGAACAAGAUUACAGGACUUCGAUUGAAUCAAAUCGCUUCAACAGGUUCCUGUGUUGCAGAGUCUAUGAAUUUCUCCUUGGUCGCGCAGCUAACUGGUUUUCAGAGAGAUCUUAUUGAGGCAGGUUUAAAAGAUAUAGUUCAUGGACUUUUUAAAGUGCUCAAGCGAGGAUCUACUGUAAAUCUUGCAUUUGGUCAGCUUGGUCGGAUGAGCAUGCAAAGCCACAGUAUCAAAUUUCGAUUUUCUCAAGGAAUUCUCAAAACACUUAAUGACGACAAAACUGAGAGCCAUUUAAACUCAACAUGCUCCCCACAUCAAAAUCUAAAUGCUAUGGCUUCUGGUAGCCAACCAAAGCUUGAGCCCAUACUCCCAGGCAGACAUUCUCCUACCGAGACACGCAGUCUGGAUCCAUCAUCCAAUUCUUUGGUGCAAUCCACUCUACCAUUAUCUAGCCAAGUAGAUACAUCAGAAAACAAUGCGAUUUCAAUGCUAUCUGGUACAAGUAGACCUCAGUCAGAUCUACCAGAGGCAUCAAAGUUGCGCACGUUAGAAAUGACUACAGUGAACGAAGCCUCACAGCCAGUAAACGCGGGAAUAGCUGCUGCCAAUACAUUAUCAAUUGAAACACCAUCCUCAUAUGACAACUUGGCUGGAAAGUCAGAAUACCCCAUCAAUGGUGCCAUCAACGCUCAUAAUCAACAGACAGAGUCUUGUGACAAUGAAACGUUUCCAAAUACUGAUAUUUCUGCAGCUACUGAUGAGCUUGAUGAGGCUGCGUGCAAGUUGAAAAAAUUGGAAGAGCUUAUUGACAAGACAUUUUCAAUUGAUUCAAGAAAUGUGUUGACUCAUACACAUAGCCACUCGGGAAAUAGACUCUGGACAAACCACAAAUGUCCAAUCUGUCGCACAAAACAAAUCUCGUUUGAAAAAAACCGUGACAUUCAAAGACAAACUGAACAGGAGCAUGAUAGAAUGCUACUACACUUAUCUCUUGAACUUGAUAAAGAUUUCAUCAAAACAAAAAAGGAUGCGGAGCGCACAAAAUUGAAGAAUGCAAUUAGUACUGCUCAUUAUAAUCACCUGAAAGCUAUGGAAAAACGUCAAGAAUUUUAUCAACGAGUGACUCUUCCAGUAGGCAAUCUGUUUGAAAAUCGCGAAGUCAAACGAGACCCAAUUCUACUUCAGCAAACUCUUGCUUUAGAUCUUAAACAACAGCUGGAAUCCAAGCAGGCUCGAUUAUUGGAUUUGCAUGCUCAACAAGAAUUGGAGGAUCGAAUUAGCAACGAUACUCUUAUUAAAGAGAUUAAAGCAGCCGAGCUUCAAAAUCAUUUGGAAAAAUCUAAACGCUGCAUGGCUCAACAAAAAGCACUAUCAGAGCAAAUUCGGUUACGCCAGUCCGACAAAGACCCAUUAGAAAAUGUGGUUUUUGAUAAUCCAUUUGCAAGAAGCGAAAGUUUAAUGGUUUUGUAUCAGAAAGAAAAGGCAAAGCAACUAUAUCAAGAGCAGAUGGCAAUUGUGCGCCAAAGACGCGAGUAUGCUCAUAAAGUUACUGAAAUUGAAAAACGACACUCUUUGGAUCGUCUUGCAAUAUCACGAAAAGAACUUGAGAAAGAUCUUCAAUCGAUAAAACAGGGAAAAGUAUUUGCUCGAAAAGGACUUGAAUCAUACUGGGCAGAUCAGGUCUUAUGGAAACGCAAGCUUAGCGUUGAGCUUGAACAUAAUAGUUGAUACUAAUUUCAGCCUAAUGCACUUCACAUUAAAUCUAACUGUCAUUUGCUUGACAGAGUCAAUAUUGCGAUACUAAUAAAGCGCAUUUUAUUUUAUACCG
Messenger RNA from Batrachochytrium dendrobatidis JAM81, 2114 nucleotides. RefSeq lists its product as uncharacterized. The record is from RefSeq and is a predicted model, not a curated record. The coding region runs from base 47 to 2014 and encodes 655 amino acids. Gene Ontology annotation, cellular component: centrosome. Lineage: Eukaryota; Fungi; Chytridiomycota; Chytridiomycetes; Rhizophydiales. The transcript is spliced from 13 exons.